Molecule: messenger RNA, 1188 nt
Organism: Brettanomyces bruxellensis
Lineage: Eukaryota; Fungi; Ascomycota; Pichiomycetes; Pichiales; Pichiaceae
Exons: 1
Coding region: 1-1188 (395 amino acids)
Source: RefSeq, a predicted model, not a curated record
AUGCCACGUAUAUCGUUUGAUCUGGCGCUAAACGUGGUGGAGUUGAUCAACGUGCCCCUCCUAAAAGGAAACAAGUGCUUCAUGAUCGUCACAGUAAGCAGCAGGAAGAUCUCAAACAACUGUAAGCGGUUUCACCGGUCGAAAAUUACUGCAGACGCUGCCCAGAUUAAAAACCACAAGUGCGUGUUCAAAAGUGCCGGCCAGGUACAUCAGAAAGUCCGGGUAAGAGUGAAAUCAUCAACGGGCCGGCCUGCCAACAAGUGGCUGAGUGUAUCGUUCAUGAUCGAGGGGAAAAAUGCAAAAGAACCCUUCAGAUUAGGUGCCAUCUUUCUAAACUUGGCAGACUACAUAGGCCAAGGGAAACCCGCCGUUAUCAAGUAUUUAUUGGACAAAUCGAAGACCAACACGAUUGCCAAGCUGUCUGUGGCCCUGCGGCCGUCUGUCGGGGCCCCUGAUAUUCUUUACCAGGUGUCGGAAAGCGCCACUGCCGGUAGCACAAGCAAAUUUACACCGGGGAUCACACAAACGCUGAGCCGGGGGCAGGCAGGCCCUGUUUUUGAUGCCGGCGGCAACUCGGACACGUCGCCGUUGCUCUCGCCCGUAAAAUCGGCAUGUUCCGCAUGCAGUCCGCUUGAAGAUAAGCCGGAAACAGAUGGCCUGGACCCGAAAAGCGUGAAAAAUGUGUGCGAUGAGGUUUUUUCCGAGGACGAUCUCCUCAACCACGUUCUAAACAACACGUACAGACUUACCUGGGAGAGCCUAAACGGUUCUUACCUCGAGUUUUCGCCUGCUGAGUGUGUUCGCGACAUUGUGGAGUAUAAUGGAAACGGGUGGAAGAGAAAUGAAGAAGGACUAAGCAUGCCGGAUGUGUUGAAGUCGGACCUCAAGGAAAACUCGAGGCGCAAGUUUUCUGCACGCUUUGCAAGGCUCAGAUCCAACAGCGUGGCCAGCUCAUACUUUGAUGAAAUCACCACUAUUGCCAACAGUGAGGUGGAAAAUUCCGAUGCUGAGGAUGUCAGCAGCGAAUUUAGUGAUUUUGCGAGCUCGAGAUCCGAUUCCGAUGACAUAUUUGCUGGUUCUAGGCAUCAUGAGAGUGUCAGAAGACGUAAGACCAAGAAAAUUAGGCGCUUUACACCCCCAACCGAAUUCCAGGCCAGGAAGGAUCUUCGCAGUUGGCAUAUUCGUUGA